CUUGCAGGGUAGCAUGUUAAGCUAGGCUAACUAGCUAGCUAACAAGGAUAGUCUGCAGCAACGCUGCGUAAACAAGCGUGUUAACGUGUUUUAUUUGCGAAUGGCUAUAUUGCCGUGUACGACGCAUUUAAAGUAAACGGAAAAAAAACAACUACAACCGCCAACGAGAGAGGGAAGUGGGAAGGCCUAAGCUAGCGCAGUGUGGGUCGGUAAAGCGGCGGUCGACAUGUCCUCGUUCUCCGUGGCGGCUCUCGAGAAGAAACUGUCCGAGCUAAGCAACUCUCAGCAGAGCGUCCAGACGCUGUCGCUGUGGCUCAUCCACCACAGGAAGCACGCCAAGAACAUCGUGCAAGUUUGGUACAGCGAGCUCGUCAAAGUUCCGGUGUCACGCAAGCUGACCUUCCUGUACCUGGCCAAUGACGUCAUUCAGAACAGCAAGAGGAAAGGACCCGAGUUCACGGAGGAUUUCGCGCCGGUCAUCGUCGAUGCGUUCAAGCAUGUUUACAGGGAGUGCGAGGACGGCUGUAAGAAGCAACUGGGCCGGGUGCUGUCCAUCUGGCAGGAGAGAGCCGUCUACGACGACGAGCUGCUGGACCAGCUCUCCAGAGUCCUCUAUGGCGAGAAGAAGCCCACCAAGAGGUCCUACGAGUCCAUCCAAGCGGUCAACGACAACUUUGCCGGCCGGACUUCUCCAGCCGAGCCCCCGCAGACGUCGGAGCUGAUCCGAGCGCUGCAGGAGCUUGAGAACGCCACCUCGGGAGACGCGCUGCUGCGUCAGCGCAUUUCGUCGCUGCCUGCCGAGGUGCAGGACACCUCGCUGCUGCACAGGAUCACAGAUAAGGAGUCGGGCGCGCGCUUCUCCCGGCAGGUGGACGACGCCUGCAUGCUGCUGGCCGACUACAGCGGGCGACUGGCGGCGGAGAUCGACGACCGGCGGCAGCUGACGCGCACGCUGACUAGCUUCCUGCAGAGUCAGCGCGACGGUCUGGUGCACAACGAGCACAAACUUGAAGAAUACAAACGCAAACUGGCCCGGGUGAGCCUGGUCCGGAAAGAGCUGCGAGCCCGCUUGAACAAUCUCCCGGGCGGACUCCGCGACUCCUCCACCUGACAUUCGACCCUGAAUCUCUCGCUUCUUCUUGUUUUAGCGAAUUGUUUGUCCUCUUUUUUAAAGUGUACAUUCUAUUCCCCUGCCUCAUCCACCCCCCCCCCCCUUUUACUGGUAUUUUACAUGAAUAUGAUUAUUUUUCUCACGUAUAGUCAUAGUAUCGCACCCUUCUCGUCAACUUGCUUUAACCGUGCUCCUCUAUUAACUGUAACUGUUAAUUCAAGCUGGAAUUGCAGAAGUGUUGAGUUUGGAGUCAGUGUACAUAACACGCAACUGCAUGUAAAUAUAUUUGAAUUUAUGUCAAUGUGAAAUUUUCCAUUCAUGUUGUUUUUUUUGUACCUAUCUGCUGGUGUCCAAAUAAACAACACGACUAUCA
Molecule: messenger RNA, 1484 nt
Organism: Phycodurus eques (leafy seadragon)
Lineage: Eukaryota; Metazoa; Chordata; Actinopteri; Syngnathiformes; Syngnathidae
Product: regulation of nuclear pre-mRNA domain-containing protein 1A-like
Exons: 7
Coding region: 227-1111 (294 amino acids)
Biological process (GO): mRNA 3'-end processing
Cellular component (GO): RNA polymerase II, holoenzyme
Molecular function (GO): RNA polymerase II complex binding
Source: RefSeq, a predicted model, not a curated record